This is a messenger RNA of Lichtheimia ornata, 1431 nucleotides long. RefSeq lists its product as uncharacterized. The record is from RefSeq and is a predicted model, not a curated record. NCBI's taxonomy places the organism in Eukaryota, Fungi, Mucoromycota, Mucoromycetes, Mucorales, Lichtheimiaceae. The transcript has a single exon. Bases 1 to 1431 code for a protein of 476 amino acids.
AUGGGUGCUCAGACACGCAAAACAACAGCUGCUGCUGCUGCAACAAAGCAAAAGGCACAGCCAUACGUAAAGGAAAAAACGAAAAAAACAGCCCUUGACCCCAAAAUUCUUGAUGGUCUAAAAACCCAUCUCGCCUCGUUGCCAUGUGCUACGUGCCACACGACAGGUACACUCGUGUAUGCCAAGGAUACUAACACUGAAUUUGACCCCCCUGCUCCCAUGUUUGAAUGUACUAAAUGCAAUAGCCAUAUGUAUCAUGGCAAAUUGGUACCUGCCUUGAUGCUAUUAAAGAAGCAAGCAACCAACAACAGCAACCAAAAUACAACAGCAAUGAUAGAUGUGACACCAACACCCACCACCAAUAUCGAACCCAACACCGCUGUAACACCACCCAUCGAUUAUCAUACAUCGACAGAGACACCAGCAUGGAUCCUUGAUAUCAACAAACGCCUUGACGCCCAUGAUCAAUUGCUUAACGACUUUAAUGACUUCCGUGCAGAGAUGCAAAAGUUGGUUGAGCAAAACGUCGCAUUGCAAAAGCGUGUCAAAGAAUUGGAACGUGAAAACGCAAUGUUACGCAGCAAACAUGAUCCCGAUUAUGGAGGCACAGCCGCAUCUAAGCAUGCACCUACCCAACAGCCCACCAACACUCAACCACCAGCAGCCACUACAACACCAGCAUCACGCACGACACCACCACCCAAAAGCUCACCUAAGUCAACUUGGGCUGACAAAGCUCGAGUUGUUGCUAACCGUAAACCAACGCCAUCACGCAAAGCUAUUGCUGCUGUUGCUCGCCACUUUCAACCGACCACUGACAGCCAAGGGUAUAAAUUUGUAUAUAUCCCUCUACGCCAUUACAUGACCACCAGCAAGCUACGCCACUAUUUGCGUACUCUACGUAUUGAAAAUGCACGUGUUCUUGAUAUCCAUUUUCCACAAAGACUCCUUGCAGCAUUACUUGUACACAACGAUUAUGCAGAUGACCUUGAACAAGCCCUCACCAAAAAGGGCAUCCCCACCAAAAACUAUAAUCCACUCGACACCGCUAACUUGGUUGAUCCUAAAUGGCGUGAAGAUCAUGUCACUGAAGAGGAUAGAAAGGAACAAUGUCGUCUCCUUCGUCAACAAAAACUAACCAAAGCACUAACCUUCAUCCGUGAACCUGUCAAAUUCUCUGUAGCUCGCUACUUUUUUACUAAAAACAUGAUUAGCAAAGCCGACUACGAGAAGUUCAGCCCACCACCCCGCCCAAAGACACAAGCACAACAAGAAAAGGCUGCUCUUCAUGCACUUGGGGCAGCUGUUUCGACACCCGAAAACAAUGCCAACAAUGACAACGACCACGACAACAACGCCAUGGAUGAGGAUACCACACCUCCUUCAGAAUCUACUUCACCAGCAACCAACACCAACAUCGAUAAUCAAUGA